Raphanus sativus (radish) is the source of this 393-nucleotide messenger RNA. RefSeq lists its product as uncharacterized. NCBI's taxonomy places the organism in Eukaryota, Viridiplantae, Streptophyta, Magnoliopsida, Brassicales, Brassicaceae. The transcript has a single exon. The record is from RefSeq and is a predicted model, not a curated record. The coding region runs from base 1 to 393 and encodes 130 amino acids.
AUGACUCGGGAGUUUGAAAUGAGUAUGGUGGGAGAGCUGAAAUACUUUCUAGGACUUCAAAUACAUCAAAUUGCUGAAGGAUUUUUCAUCUCACAUAGCACUUAUGCAAUGACACUGUUGAAAAAGUUUCGUCUUGAUCACUGCAAAGAAGUAAAAGCUCCUUUGAGCAGCCCCAACAAGAUCUCAAAGGAUGAAGAUGGUGAACAAGUUGACAGAAAGGUGUUUCGAGGGAUGAUCAGAAAUCUGCUCUACCUGAUAGCAAGUCGACCUGAUCUAAGCUUGAGUGUUGGGAUAUGCGCAAGAUAUCAAACGAAACCCAAAAAGUAUCAUCUAGAAGCUGUGAAGAGGAUCAUCCGGUACGUCAAAGGGACUGUCAAUCUAGGGAUCGUUUAA